This is a messenger RNA of Linum tenue, 2073 nucleotides long. NCBI's taxonomy places the organism in Eukaryota, Viridiplantae, Streptophyta, Magnoliopsida, Malpighiales, Linaceae. The record is from the annotation of a GenBank genome assembly.
AUGUCCUCCGCCGCCGCCGGCCAAGCCUCCUCCUCCUCCUCCUCCCCGGCCUCUCAAUUUCGCUACGACGUCUUUCUGAGCUUCAGAGGAUCCGACACUCGCUACGGCUUCGUCAGCCAUCUCUACAACGCUCUCAAGGAGAAAGGGGUCAGCACUUUCAAGGACGACCAGAAGCUGGAGCGCGGCAAGCUGAUUUCGCCGGAGAUUCUCCGCGUAAUCGAACUGUCUAGGUUUUCAAUCGUCGUUUUCUCCAAAGAUUAUGCUUCCUCUCCAUGGUGCUUGGAAGAACUCCAGAUCAUCAUUCAGUGUAUGGAGCACGAGAACAAGAGCCACACUGUUAUCCCGGUCUUCUACAGCGUGGAUCCAUCGGAUGUCGGCGAGGUCCGGAACAGUUACGCGGCUUCGUUUGCUCAACACGAGGUGGAUUUCCCCGAUGAUGCUGAAAUGCUCCGGAAUUGGAAGGCUGCUCUCAAGAAGGCCGCCGAAUUAAGCGGCUGGGACUCGCGUCAUAAGGAGGAACCAGCUCUUAUUCAGGAGAUUGUGGAAGAUGUAGUGAACAAGUUGGGUCGUCGAUUCUCAAACAAGCCUUCAGGACUGGUAGGAAUUGAGCGACGAAUCAAGGACGUGGAGUUGCUGCUAAGCACAGGUUUGGUUGAUGUUAGAGUGGUUGGAAUUUGGGGGAUGGCAGGAAUUGGUAAAUCCGUUCUUGCCGAAGCUGUUUACCACCACAUCUCUCAUAAAUUCGAUGCUUGCUGCAUUCUUAAGAACGUUAGAGAUGUUGCAGAGAAACGUGGCCUCGAUCAUCUGCGCAGAAAACUCCUCUCUGCUUUGAUUGCUGAAGAUGGUCUGAGGAUUUUGGACAAGAAUUUGGAUGUACUAAUGAGGGGAAGGCUUCGCAACAAAUGUAUCCUUGUUGUUCUUGAUGAUGUUUCUAACGUAAAUCAAUUGACAAGCUUAGCAGGAGAUCGCGAUUGGUUCGGACCAGGGAGCAGAAUCAUCAUCACAAGUAAAGAUAAGCACUUGCUGGAGCAACAUGAGGUGGAUUCAGUUUAUGAGGCUAAGCCUUUAAGUGAGUCGGAAUCGCUUCAGCUCUUUUGCCAACAUGCUUUCAAGAAGCGUUCGAGGAUGCAGGAAUUUAUGGGAUUGUCUCGGAGUGUUGUGAACUAUGCUCGUGGUCUUCCUUUAGCUCUGCAAGUUUUGGGAUCUUCUUUGUUCAACAUGGACAGAGGUGAUUGGGAGAGCAAGUUGAAGGUCUUGGAAGAAUUUCCACCUCAGGACAUAGUCCAGAUCCUGAGACAAAGCUUUGAUGUGCUUGAUAGGUCCGAGAAGAACAUAUUCCUCGAUGUUGCUUGUUUCUUUAAAGGGGAGGAUGAGGAGUAUGUUGUGAGCAUACUAGAAGGUUGUGGUUCCUCUGCACGCUAUGGACUGAAAGUCCUCCUCCUGAAAUCUCUCAUAACCAUCCAAGACAACAAAGUCUGGAUGCAUGAUCUGUUGCAGCAGAUGGCAUGGGAAGUUGUCCGACAAGAGUCUUUGCAUGAGGUUGGAAUGCGCAGCAGGUUGUGGAAUCAUCUGGAUGUGUUCGAUGUACUAGUGCAAAACACGGGUACGAAAGAUGUUGAAAGCAUUGUCCUUGAUCUUUCCAAAGUUCAGGAAAACAUGUCUCUCAAAGGUGGAGCUUUCCACAAGAUGAAUAGGCUCAGAUUGCUUAAAGUCUGUUAUCCUCACCAUUCUGGAGGUUCUGAGUACGUACUCAACAAAGAACCAUCCCUUGACAUCGAUGAAAACAGGGGAAAUGAUGCUCAGCUUUCUGGGAAGUUCAAACCUCUUGUUCGUAAGUUGGAGAGUCUUAGAGUAAUAGACACCACAACAGAAGGCUCUUCUAGGUUGCAUAUGGCAAGUAAGUUGACAGCUCUUUCAAAUGAACUGAGGAGCCUACACUGGCACGGGUAUCCAUUUGAGUCCUUGCCUGCGAACUUUUACCCACGCAACCUCGUGGAAUUCAACCUGUCAUUCAGUAGCUUGAAGAAUUUAUGGAGAGGAAACAAGGUUUUUGAUAAAAUGAAGUACAUGAAA